CCGCAAAUCCCAUUCCACUCCAUUCCAUUCCAUCCCAACCCAGUGCCAUGGGCAGGGACCCCUUCCACUAGACCAGAUCAUGCCAAGCCCCGUUCAGCGUGGCCUUGAACACUUCCAGAGACGGGGCGGCCGCACAUGCUCCGGCCAUUGUGCCAGCGCCCCUCUCCCCUCACAGGGAGCUUCCCCUCGCUCCCCGCCGGUGCCGCGUUGGGCGGGAAGGGCAGCGGAAGGAGGGCGGCCCCGCUGCCUUGGCGGGCUGCGGCGCUGCGGGGCGGGGCGGGCACGGCCGGCAUGGCGCGGACCAAGGUGGACCAGCGCGGGCGCGCCUUUCGCAAGGUGCUGGUGGCCCGCGCUCCGCGGAAGGCGCUGGGCUCCGGCAGCAUCAACGCGAGGCCGCCGCUGCCCAGCCCGAGAGGUGACAGGCGCCCUGUGGGGCUGAACCGGGUCUGUGUGCGGCCGGUGCCCGCCUGGCAAAGGGGCAUCAGCGACUUCCUAAAGCGCCCAGCCAAGGAGAACCGGGUGCCCGACGGGGAGAUGCCCGGCACCAGCAGCCUGGAAGCUCAGACCCUGCCACUGGAUCCUGCCGAAGAUGGAGAGUGCUUGGAGGAAGAGGAGAUGUGAUCUGACCUCGAUUUUCAUGUUAAAAUGCUCCUCCUACUCGAGCUGGGUUUUGUACAUUUGUAUAGUUUUUUUACAAUUUUUAUGGCUUCCUUUUUAGCUUUUCUACAAGACUUAAAAGUCUGAGAGAUGGCAUGAACACUGGAGAAAUUAAUUAAUGUUUACUGUUUGGCAUUUAAUGUUCAUUGCAAACCACUGGUUUAAUUCUUAUCUUGGUUUGCUUGAGUUCCUCCUGCAUGUUGGGAAGCUUUUGUCUUUCAUCUUCUGACUGCCUCGUGCUUGUCCAAGACUUGCAUGAUUGUGGUUGUUCUGCUUCUAAAAAGCAGAUCUUCCAUUUUUUAAUAAACUGAAGCACACA
Prinia subflava (tawny-flanked prinia) is the source of this 976-nucleotide messenger RNA. It is a transcript of the gene PCLAF, whose product is annotated as PCNA clamp associated factor. Gene Ontology annotation, biological process: translesion synthesis; regulation of cell cycle. Gene Ontology annotation, molecular function: chromatin binding. Gene Ontology annotation, cellular component: nucleus. NCBI's taxonomy places the organism in Eukaryota, Metazoa, Chordata, Aves, Passeriformes, Cisticolidae. The transcript has 4 exons. The record is from RefSeq and is a predicted model, not a curated record. The coding region runs from base 136 to 621 and encodes 161 amino acids.